UCAAGGUAUUGGUAUCAGUUUCUCACAGUUCGUCUCAGGGUUAACUUCAACAUGAUAAAAUAUAUCGCUCUAGGACUGGCCCUGUGCCUGUUUGUCGAUGUUGAAGCCCAGAGACGAGGUGGAAGGCGUCCCCAGUCUCCAAGGAGAGGUAGACAGGAAGGUGCUGCUGCAGGCUAUGCUGCCCCUAGUGAUGUACCAGUAUAUGGAGCUGCUAGUGAUGCUGUCCCUGUCUAUGAUGCUGCUGCUGGAGAUGAUGCUCUCUCUGCCCUAACUAGUAAUAUCCCCGGUGUACCUGGUGAGGAUUACCCAAUCUAUGCUGAAGUCCCUGAGACCAGUUUCACCUGUGAUGGUCAAGUUGAUGGAGGUUAUUAUGCUGACCCUGAGGCUGAAUGUCAGGCUUUCCAUAUCUGCACUGCUGACGGUCAAGGUGGACUUGCCAAGUACAGUUUCCUCUGCCCUAACGGAACCAUUCUGAACCAGAACUACUUCAUCUGCGAUUGGUGGUUUAACUUUGACUGCUCUGAAGCCGAAGGUCUGUAUUCCUUGAAUGAUGCCAUUGCUGCUGAACGUGAAGCUGCUUCUGCUGAUCAGUCCUCUUAUGCUGCUCCUCCCGUCUAUGACGCUGGUGCAGCAGCUGCCGCUCCCCCUGCCACCUAUACCGGAGAGGGAGCUGAGCGUGCUGGAAGGAGACUAGGAAACAGAAGAAACAACCGUCAAGGCGGAAGAAGGCAAGGAAACAGAGGUUAAGAAGGAUAUACCUUCCCAACAUUAGAGCUACUUGAAUGACUGAAUGAAUGAACCCCUUUAACAGGAUGAAUGAAGAAUGAAUGUAAAGUUCUCUUGUGGAGUCCUCCCCUGGUUAACCGAAUCCUGCUGUGAUAAACUGAAUCUAGAAAACUGGCAUUGAUCCUGCUACGCGGCAUUAUGUAGAAAGCCAACUUGUUUAACUAGUUCCGGCAUUUUAUUUCUAGUCGUCUUCUCUUUUGUUCAUAUUUAAUUAUCUUCUCUAUGAUGGCGGUGUGAUUGUGAUUCUAUUUAUUUAUUUAUGUAUGUAUUGUUUCAUUUCUGUUUUAAUCUUGUUUAAUUAUUUCUUCACGUUUUCAUAUUUCCGGAAAUAAAGCGCGGCAAACAAAA
This is a messenger RNA of Eurytemora carolleeae, 1134 nucleotides long. RefSeq lists its product as uncharacterized. NCBI's taxonomy places the organism in Eukaryota, Metazoa, Arthropoda, Copepoda, Calanoida, Temoridae. Gene Ontology annotation, molecular function: chitin binding. Bases 52 to 747 code for a protein of 231 amino acids. Gene Ontology annotation, cellular component: extracellular region. The transcript is spliced from 2 exons. The record is from RefSeq and is a predicted model, not a curated record.